CUUAUUGACUAUAAAAAUGUGGUAGAUAUUUCGAGUUUAUAACUACGUACAGUUAAUUGUAUAUCGAGUAACAAACGUGGAAAAUGUAAAUAAAAUUCAACGGAAUACCCUGGCAGGUUUUUCCCUUCAUUAAAUUCAUAUAUAUGAUAUACGAUCAUUUGUAUUAGAUACUAUACUGUUUGUAAUCAAAAUGAAAUUGGGUAGAAUUGAAUCAACGAAACGAUCGCGGAACAGAUUGAAGGAAACAUUCGUCGGUGACCGUCCGUGAAUAAAUAAUUAAUGACAUCAAAUUAAUUAAAGUUCAAUGCCUCUCGGCAGUAAACCCGAAUGUGUGAAGUGUGGGACUCAAGAGACCCCACUUUGGCACUCAACCGAAGCCGGUAACCUUUGUAAUGCCUGUCUCGAAGAAGAAAGAAGUUCUGAGACGAAUCCGAACGUUAGAAACGAAGAGGAGGAUAAAGCAGGAUCACUGAAGCCUACCAGAAGGAGUACAAGAAUAACAAGAUACUGCAAUUCAAAGUCUGCUCUUCCACACAAAGUAGUCCCUAAAGGAAAAGGACGAAGAAAUUUAUUUAAAAAAACUCCGGUUAAAGCACCAACAGCUACAGCAACUCCGGUUACAAGUAAUUUUGUAUUUUACAAAGGUACUUACUUUCAAGUGGGUGAUAUAGUUUCUAUGCAAGAUAUUGAUGGAGGAAUUUAUUAUGCUCAAAUUCGUGGUUUACUCACAGAUCAAUAUUGUGAGAAAAGUGCUGCUGUUACUUGGCUCUUACCUACCACAUCAAGCCCACCACCAGAUAAAGGAUUUAGUCCUGAAACAUAUAUUAUAGGUCUAGAAGAAGAUCUUCCACGCAAACUGGAAUGUAUGGAAUUUGUAAUGCAUGCACCAUCAGAUUACUACAAAUUAAAAAAUACACCAUAUCCACCACCACUGACAGAAAGAGGUACUGGAUAUAUAUGGACUACACUUAGAAAUGAAAUUACUACAUCUAAAAAAUAA
Colletes gigas is the source of this 1000-nucleotide messenger RNA. RefSeq names its product GATA zinc finger domain-containing protein 1. Lineage: Eukaryota; Metazoa; Arthropoda; Insecta; Hymenoptera; Colletidae. Bases 305 to 1000 code for a protein of 231 amino acids. Gene Ontology annotation, cellular component: nucleus. The transcript has 3 exons. Gene Ontology annotation, molecular function: zinc ion binding; sequence-specific DNA binding. The record is from RefSeq and is a predicted model, not a curated record. Gene Ontology annotation, biological process: regulation of DNA-templated transcription; chromatin organization.